This is a messenger RNA of Rangifer tarandus platyrhynchus (Svalbard reindeer), 399 nucleotides long. The record is from the annotation of a GenBank genome assembly. Lineage: Eukaryota; Metazoa; Chordata; Mammalia; Artiodactyla; Cervidae.
AUGCGGGUGCUCUGGUCGCUGCCCCGCAGGGUCCUGAGGUCCCGGCCUGUCCGGCUCGGGGGCAGGAUCCCGGGCAGGAGGAGGGCUCCGCACAGCCAGGCUCUGACUGCCCUGGCGCCCGGCCUCCAGAGGCCGCCGCCUUCCUGUCAGGCCCCACAUCACACCUGGAACAACCACAAGGAGCAGCUGCAGCGGCCAGGCCCCCCAGCAAGAGCCGAAAUGAAUUAUGUGACGGAUGAGAGCUACGUCGUAGUUCCUAACAUCAUCGGCAUCAUCUCCUCCAUCAAGUCCAACUCUUUUGCUCCAGGUUCUCCUCGAAGGCUCUGCCCCUCUGCCCUGACCUGGCUCUUUCUCUGGGACUGUGCUGAAGCUGCCCUGCUGCGCUGGAUCCAUCCUUAG